AUGGAGUUGUUAGAUCUGAAUGAAAGCUCAGAAGAAAAGCAAGAUGCUGGCCUGGGGCACUCUCAGGCUAAGUGCUUGGCACAUCCUUCACCAGAGCUGGUGGUGUUUCUCCAGGAAUUUGGCUGUGUCUCUCGGUAUGAGCUGGGCACACUCCGUGUGGCCUGGUGGACCUGUUUGCACUGGGCCUCCAAGCGGAACCAUGCUCAGGUGGUCUCCUGCCUGCUGGAUGCUGGUGCAGAUAAGCAGAUCCUCACCUCCAAAGGGGAGCUGGCUGCAGAGCUAACUUCAAAACCAGACAUCCGGAAGAUCUUGGGAGUAGUAGAGGAUGAAACUGAAAUUCAAGGAGUGAAGGCUUUAAAUUUGCCAAUUGUUGCAAACUACUUGGCCAACCCACCAUUCCCUUACGUUACCACCCAAGAAAGCAUUCCAGAGAGCUUGGCAGAAACCCAGAAUGAAAGUGCUUCCAUCUCUUCUGCUUCCCAGUGUGAAACUAGCCCUUGCUCAUCAGCAGCUCAGGUUGAAAGCAUAUGCACACCUACAUCCUGCAACAGCGAGGAUGAUGUUCCUGCCCUAGACACUGCAGAACAGCUGCUGGUCCCAGCAGGAACGAGCCCGGCACCAAAAUGCACCGAGCCUGAAGCACAGAACGGCCCCGAGUGCCAGCCCUGCUGGCCUGGCAGCCAAGGGAAGGAGCUGGCAUCUCAACAGCCUGUACCACUGCACUCUGACAACUCCCCCCCUGGUCCUGCACCAGCCUUUCAGCCCUUUUUCUUUACUGGAACGUUCCCAUGUAACAUGCAAGAACUUGUGCUGAAGGUGAGAGUCCAGAACCUGAGAGACAAUGACUUCAUUGAAAUUGAACUGGACAGACAAGAACUGACCUACCAAGAUCUGCUCCGAGUGAGUUGCUGUGAAUUGGGUGUUAAUCCAGAACAAGUAGAGAAGAUCAGAAAAUUGCCUAAUACACUAGUAAGAAAGGACAAGGAUGUUGCCAGACUUCAGGACUUCCAAGAGCUGGAGUUAGUUCUUGUGAAAAGUGACAGCUCUCCUUUCAGAAAUGCUGCAUCAACUUUGACAGAGAGAUCAUGCUACAACAGUAGAGCAUCAAAGCUGACCUACUGA
This is a messenger RNA of Chaetura pelagica (chimney swift), 1122 nucleotides long. RefSeq names its product ankyrin repeat domain-containing protein 40-like. The transcript is spliced from 7 exons. The coding region runs from base 1 to 1122 and encodes 373 amino acids. NCBI's taxonomy places the organism in Eukaryota, Metazoa, Chordata, Aves, Apodiformes, Apodidae. The record is from RefSeq and is a predicted model, not a curated record. Gene Ontology annotation, molecular function: protein binding.